Molecule: messenger RNA, 875 nt
Organism: Rhopalosiphum maidis (corn leaf aphid)
Lineage: Eukaryota; Metazoa; Arthropoda; Insecta; Hemiptera; Aphididae
Product: baculoviral IAP repeat-containing protein 5-like
Exons: 2
Coding region: 162-641 (159 amino acids)
Source: RefSeq, a predicted model, not a curated record
CGGUUAUUAUUUAACAUUUCAAUUCAGACUAAAGGAAAUGACUGAAUUAAAUAGUAGACUUCACUAGACUUGUAAUUUUAACAGUAAUAAUAUUAUUAACCAUUCAAUAUUAAAUUUUCAAUUGUUUUCCAUUUCACUGGUUAGUGCUCAAAGAUUUUAACAUGGAGAAUAUAGACAACAUAAUAAUGAAACAGAUUGACAAUAAAAUUGAAUCUCUUGAAGCAGAACCAUUUUGUUACAUCUGGCAGAUGAAAAGAUUGAAAUCGCUACAAAAUUGGACCAUGGCUAAACCUAGUGCCAAGGAAAUGGCCGAAGCAGGUUUCUAUUGCCCAAACCCGGAUAUACCUGAUACAGUAAGAUGUUUUUCGUGUUUCAUUGAAUUGGAUGGUUGGGAGCCAACAGACAAGCCUUGGGAAGAACACAAAAAACGAGCCUUAUCGUUAAACCCACCAUGUAAAUUUAUUGAAAUAAGUAAGAAAGAAUCUGAUUUUAUAGUAGAUGAUUUCUUAGAAAUUCAAAAGAGUGUAAUUCUACGCAUUUUCAAUGAAAAAUGUGAAAAAUUCAUUAAAACAUCACUAUCUCUUCACAAAAAGAAAAAAUCAGCGCUUAAAAAAGACCUCCAAAAAAAGGGAAUGUCAUAGAAAUAUAUAUUUAUAUAAUAUGUUUGACAUAAAAUUCACCUUGCUAGGCGCAGUUUAAUUAAUUGUAAAUUUGUUAUUACAUAUGUUAAACAAGUACUGACUUGUCUAAUUAUUAUAGUAUUAUAUAUAUAUUACAAUGUAUGCUUGUAAUUUGAUUUUAUCAAAUUAAAUGGAAUUUUAUUACCAAUAAUUUUUCUAAAUUAACGCCUGUAAAUUAGACAUUAAAUAUUUUAA